CUCUAUCUCCGGCCCCUUAAUUUCAUUCUUCAAACUUUGAGGCGUGUGACAAUGGCAGAUGAUGAGGUGAUUUUGCUGGAUUACUGGGUUAGCAUGUUUGGGAUGAGGGUCAGGAUUGCGUUGGCUGAGAAGGAGAUCAAGUAUGAGUCUAGGGAGGAGGGCUUGUUAGCCUUAGGAAACAAGAGCGAUCUGCUUCUCAAGAUGAACCCGAUUUACAAGCAGAUUCCAGUUCUAGUCCACAACGGGAAACCUGUAUGUGAAUCCCUCAACAUCGUUCAAUACAUAGAUGAGAUUUGGAAUGAUAGAUCUCCAUUGUUGCCCUCUGAUCCUUAUCAGCGAGCUCAGGCUAGGUUCUGGGCUAAUUUUGUCGAUAAGAAGGUGACUGUGCCUCCAAGGGGGGGACUACUAUGGGGAAACGGAGAAGAGCAGGAGGCAGCAAAGAACGGGUUACUUGAAACUUUCAAGAUAUUGGAGGGAGAGCUGGGAGACAGGCCUUAUUUUGGGGGUGAAACAUUUGGAUUUGUCGACAUUUCUCUCGUCACUUUCUCCUGCUGGUUCCGUGCCUUUGAGAUGUUUGGGAAAUUCAGCAUUGAGGCAGAGUUCCCCAAGAUCACUGAAUGGGCAAAAAGGUGCAUGCAGAGAGAGAGUGUCGCCAAGAGUCUUCAGGACCCCCAGAAGGUCUAUGAGUUUGUUGUGGAGUAUAGGGAGAGGCUUAGGAAGAGGCUUGGCCCCGAAUAGAGUAAUGUUUUUGCUGAGGGUGGAAACUGUGAAGAGAAAAUCUUCUAACAGGUCAUUCCAAUAAUAUCUAAAAAAAGCCACUAAUAAAAUGUUGCCACGUAAGUCUCUUGAAAUACUUAACUUGGACCACAAAACAGAGGAUGCCGUCUAGACCCACCCUCUUCCAAACCGACGAACACCCUUGCUUCCCAACCCUCGGAUUUGCCCAAAGCCAGUUCCCUCACCGAAUGCCGCCCAGACCCACUCUCUCCAUAACCAACUAUCUCUCCCAACCAAAGGCAUUUUGCCAAAAAAAGAAAAAAGUUCGAAAUUCUUGACAAUUUUAUUUUGCAAAGUGACCACGAUUGCUUGUUCUAGGCAAUCUUUGGUGUUUCUUGUAAUUCUCUGUGAUCUUUGGUGAUCAUUCCAGUGAACUAUGGUGUUUUUGCAAGUUAAUGAAAAAGAACGGAUGCUUUUAUCA
Molecule: messenger RNA, 1198 nt
Organism: Carya illinoinensis
Lineage: Eukaryota; Viridiplantae; Streptophyta; Magnoliopsida; Fagales; Juglandaceae
Product: probable glutathione S-transferase parC
Exons: 3
Coding region: 52-738 (228 amino acids)
Biological process (GO): glutathione metabolic process
Cellular component (GO): cytoplasm
Molecular function (GO): glutathione transferase activity
Source: RefSeq, a predicted model, not a curated record